AAAAAAUAAAAAUAACUAUACUUUAUUAUUGAAAUGCAAUAGUUUAGUUGGAGAUUAAAUUGAGAUGCUUAAGCAUUGAAUCUCAGCAGUUUUUUGUUCUUAUGAAUGUCAGUACAUUAGAGUUACAUACCGCUUAUAGUCCUCCCUUGAUAAUGGCUUCGAAUAACCGAAAACGUUGCACUGACGAAUCCGUCCAUAAACUACUAAGGGAGAAAUUCAUAGUCCUUAUGGGUGGCACUGUGGAUAGAUUGAAGUAUAGUCCAGAAGCCAGUGAGCUUUUUCAUGAAGAGUUGGACUUAUUCAAGAAAAAACUUAAUAACUUUGAGAAAUGUGCUCGACUCAUAGUAAGAAAAUAUGACGAACUUAAGACUGUAAAUUAUUCUCUUGAGAAAUUAAAUGCAGAGCGUUCCAAGCUAUUGCGUCAUGUGAACACUGUAAUGGAGGAGACUCAACUUAAUUGUUUGGACGAAGCCACGUUUGUGAAUUUGCUAAAUGAAAAUGCACGCAAUAUUGAAGGUCUUGAUAAGGGUUUGGACGAAGCGAGUGGCAAGUGAAAAAAUAUGGACAUCAUGAGGAAACAAAUUAAAUCUUUUAGGAACUACACAAAUAUAUAUUUUUUACCAAAAUUUUAGCUAAAUUAUUGACAAA
Molecule: messenger RNA, 648 nt
Organism: Teleopsis dalmanni
Lineage: Eukaryota; Metazoa; Arthropoda; Insecta; Diptera; Diopsidae
Exons: 3
Coding region: 102-554 (150 amino acids)
Source: RefSeq, a predicted model, not a curated record